Messenger RNA from Salarias fasciatus (jewelled blenny), 1056 nucleotides. Its product is annotated as E3 ubiquitin/ISG15 ligase TRIM25-like. The coding region runs from base 1 to 1056 and encodes 351 amino acids. Lineage: Eukaryota; Metazoa; Chordata; Actinopteri; Blenniiformes; Blenniidae. The transcript is spliced from 2 exons. The record is from RefSeq and is a predicted model, not a curated record. Gene Ontology annotation, molecular function: zinc ion binding.
AUGGCAAAAAGAGGAGCUCAGCAGGACUCAGAGAAGUUCUCUUGUUCCAUCUGUCUGGAGCUGCUGAGGGAUCCAGUGACGGUUCCCUGUGGACACAGCUACUGCAGCAGCUGUCUGAAAAGACACUGGGACAAAGAGCACAUCAAGGGCUUCUACAGCUGUCCUCAGUGCAGGAGGAAGUUCAUGCGGAGGCCGACCCUGGAGAAGAACGUCAUGUUAGCAGAGUUAGUGGAGGACCUGAAGAAGACUGGAGCCCGAGCUGCUGCAGCUGCUUCCUGCUCUGCUGGACCUGGAGAUGUGUCCUGUGAUGUUUGCUCUGGGAGGAAGCUGAAAGCUGUCAAGUCCUGUCUGGUCUGUUUGGUCACAUACUGUGAGAAACACCUCCAGCCUCACUAUGAAUGUCCUGCUUUUAAGACCCACAAGCUGGUGGAGCCGUCCAAGAACCUCCAGGAGAAGAUCUGCUCUCGUCAUAAUGAGGUGAUGAAGGUUUUCUGUCGCACUGAUCAGCAGUGUAUCUGUUACCUCUGCGCCAUGGAGGAACACAAAGGCCACCAAACAGUCCCAGCUGAAGCAGAGAGGAGGAAGAAGCAGGAGAAGCUGGAGGAGAGUCGACUGAACAUCCAGAGGAGAAUCCAGGAGCGAGAGAAAGACGUGAAGCUGCUUCCUCAGCAGAUGGAGGAGAUCAACGUCUCUGUCGAUAAAGCAGUGGAGCACAUCCGUCUCAUCCAGCAGAGAAUUUCUGAGGUGAAGCAGCAGCUCAGAUCCCAGCAGCAAACGGCAGUGAGGGGCCUCAAAGAGCACGAGGAGAAGUUCAAGCGGGAGAUCGCUGAGCUGAAGAGGAAGGACGUCCAGCUGGAGCAGCUGGCUCACACUGAGGACCACACCCAGUUUCUCCACAGCUACACCUCAGUGUCAGCUCUCAGCGAGCCCACACACUCCUCCAGCAACCACACUGCUGCUCCCAGAUACUCUGAGGAUGUGGCAGCAGCUGUGUCCGAGAGCAGACAGAAGCUACAGGACAUCCUGAGAGAGACGGGGACAAACGAUGUCCUGUAG